Molecule: messenger RNA, 3024 nt
Organism: Nicotiana attenuata
Lineage: Eukaryota; Viridiplantae; Streptophyta; Magnoliopsida; Solanales; Solanaceae
Product: phospholipase D delta-like
Exons: 11
Coding region: 149-2722 (857 amino acids)
Biological process (GO): phospholipid catabolic process; phosphatidylcholine metabolic process
Cellular component (GO): plasma membrane
Molecular function (GO): D-type glycerophospholipase activity; calcium ion binding
Source: RefSeq, a predicted model, not a curated record
AUUUUCUCUCUAGUCACUCCAUUCUAUCUCCAGGUAAAAUAAUGCAUGAAAACAGAAAACACAAACACCCCUGGGGUAAAAUGUGAAUCUGCUGUGCAUUAUGAUCUUUUUAUAAAUCCAGAGGCGGAUUAUUUACAAAAGAAGGAAAAUGAUACAUUCAGUUGGUAAUUGGCUGGAAAGGCAGACAAGUGCCCCUGCGGCAGGAGUACCUGGUAUGCCGUUAAAGGCUACUGAGAACAUUCAAGACAUUUCUGGAAGUCCAGUACUUUUACAUGGAGAAUUAGACUUAUGGAUUAUAGAAGCAAAGGCACUUCCAAACUUAGAUGCUAAAUGUCUUCCUAUGUUCUCUUGGAAAAGCAAGGACAACAAUAACGCGUCAGGAUUAAUAGAUACGAGUGACCCGUAUGUAUCCGUGUGUCUAGCUGGAGCAAGUAUAGCUCGAACAGCAGUUAUUCUAAAUGAUGAAAAUCCGACAUGGAAUGAGCAUCUAUGCGUACCAGUUGCUCACGCGGUAGACAAAGUAGAGUUUAUAGUCAAGGAUAAUGAUAGAGUAGGUGCUGAAUUGAUAGGAAUAGUGGAGAUACCUGCUAAUAAAAUUGUUGAAGGUGAUCAAAUAAAUGGUUGGUUUCCUAUUCGAGGAUCUUCUGGGAAUCCCUUGGACACGGGUGCUCAACUGCAUCUGUCGAUCCUAUAUAGGCCGACAGCAGAGAACCCUAUGUAUAGAAAUGGUGUUGGUAACGAGGCUGAUCAAAAGGGAGUUCCGCAUACUUAUUUUCCUCUACGAAAAGGAGGAAGUGUUACGCUUUAUCAAGAUGCUCAUGUGCCUGAUGAAACAUUUCCUGACAUUUUGCUAGAUAAUGAGAAGGUUUUUAACCGUAAUAAAUGUUGGGAAGACAUAUGUCAUGCCAUAUUGGAGGCACAACAUCUGAUAUAUAUUGUUGGUUGGUCUGUGUAUCAUCCGGUUCGACUCAUAAGAGAACCUACAAGGCCAGUUCCUUCUGCUGGCUGGCUAGAGCUAGGGGAACUGCUAAAGUAUAAAUCGGAAGAAGGAGUUCGUGUCAUUUUGCUCAUUUGGGAUGACAAAACUUCAAAUGAUGAUUUAUUCCUCAAGACGGAAGGUGUAAUGCAGACUCAUGAUGAAGAGACCAGAAAGUACUUUAAACACUCGAGUGUCCACUGUGUUCUUUGUCCUCGUUCCGCUAGCAGUAAGCUUAGCAUUUUCAAGCAACAGGUUGUUGGAAAUAUUUUCACACAUCAUCAGAAAUGUGUGAUUGUUGACACACAGGCAGCUAACAAUGAUCGAAAAAUUACUGCUUUUAUUGGAGGCCUAGAUUUAUGUGAUGGCCGAUAUGAUACUCCUGAACACAGACUGUUUAGUGAUCUUGAUACUGUCUUUGAAAAUGAUGUUCACAAUCCCACAUUCACAAGUUGCUCAGGUGGGCCAAGAGAACCAUGGCAUGAUUUACACUGCAAGAUUGAAGGUCCUGCUGCUUACGAUGUUUUAACAAACUUCGAGCAGAGAUAUAGAAAGGCCAUAAAAUGGAUCAGAAUAAAAAAGUGCAAACCGGGGUUAGAUUCAUUACUUAAGUUAGACCGGAUUCCAUCAAUCCACAUACCUGCUGAUGGACCUGAUGGUGACCAUGUAGUUCGUGUCACAAGAGAAGAAGAUCCAGAAAAUUGGCAUGUUCAGGUUUUCCGAUCAAUAGAUUCAGGAUCUGUGAAAGGUUUUCCAAAGGACGUUAAGGAAGCAGGGGCACAGAAUCUUGUCAGUGGAAAGAAUUUGAGGAUAGACCGAAGCAUACACCUGGCUUACGUGAAAGCAAUUCGAUCUGCUCAACACUUCAUUUAUAUAGAGAAUCAGUAUUUUCUUGGUUCUUCAUAUUGUUGGCCGUGCUACCGAAAUGCAGGUGCAAAUAACCUUGUCCCUAUGGAAAUUGCUUUGAAAAUUGCCAGCAAAAUAGCAGCAAAUGAACCUUUUGCUGCAUACAUUGUGGUUCCAAUGUGGCCUGAAGGAAUCCCGACCAGUAAUGCAGUGCAGGAAAUUCUCUUUUGGCAGGGUCAAACAAUGGCUAUGAUGUACAAAAUUGUUGCACAGGCUCUUGAAAAUGCAGGCAUAUCUCAAUUUUUCCAUCCUCAGGAUUACUUGAACUUCUACUGCCUUGGUAAUAGAGAAGCAAAGAAGCGUGGAGGAUGUGACGAAGAUAAUCCAACUCCCCAGGAGCAUUCGCAUGAAUUAGCUCAAAAGUUCCGCAGAUUUAUGAUUUAUGUACACUCCAAAGGAAUGAUAGCAGAUGAUGAAUAUGUGUUGAUGGGUUCUGCAAAUAUAAACCAAAGAUCUUUGAGUGGUUCAAGGGAUUCAGAAAUAGCUAUGGGAGCUUAUCAACCACAUUACACAUGGGCCAAAAAGGAGUCUCAUCCACAUGGCCAGGUUUAUGGUUAUCGGAUGUCUCUAUGGGCUGAACAUCUUGGUGCAGUUGAAGAUGUGUUCAUGGAUCCACAGACUAUCGAAUGUGUUAGACGUGUUAACGUGAUAGCUAGACGUAACUGGCAAGCAUUUGUAGCAGAUGAAUAUCGGCCGAUGAAAGGUCAUUUAAUGCAAUAUCCAGUUCAGGUAAGUAAAAAUGGAGAAGUCACAGCACUGCCUGGAUUUGAGUGUUUCCCUGAUGUUGGAGGUAAGAUUCUUGGGGCACCAACCAAUCUUCCCGACGCUCUUACCACGUAACAAUCAUAUAGUAGCACAACAUGAAAUGCAUUUUUGCAUCUGAAGUUCCAAGUAUUGAAGCAAAUCCAAGGAACAUGAAUGAAGAGCCAGUGAAGGAAGGGAAACUAGUAUUCCAAAUUGAAGCUCACUGAACAGUAUGCUCCAUCUCCUUAAAGAUGGAAAAAGUUGUCUAGGCUGGAAAAUAUUCCAUUUUACAUAUGAUAUAUAUACUCCAUGAAUGAUUUCUUCUGUUUACAAUUUUGACAUUCUUUGAACACUCAAAAAUAUUAAUUAUGAGCUGAAUAUAGUAGUAGUAACAUUUU